AUGCAGAGACGCAGAGACUGCAGCAGGCAAUUCAACAAGGGGCCCCUGGGCUGCCCUGACUGGGAAGACUCGUCCCCUAUGCGUCAAUUGGAAAACGCGCAGCCGGGAGAGAGUUUUGAGGGUUUGGCCCACAGCGUCAACAACACGUAUUUGUUGCUGCUGGACCAUGCGCAGCUUUACUUCUUGGACACUCACGAGUCUUGGCUGCCUUCCUUCACAGCUGAGGACGGCUUGGUCCUGAACAGCUACGUGCCUUCAAUGCUGCGCGUGCCCCUGGAAGGCCCCCGAGUCCGCUUUUGCUUCUCCAUUCCCGAAAAAGGGAGGUUUGCUUUGCUGCUGCUAAACGGAGACGGACUGGACUUGAAGCUGCAAGGCACUGUCUCCUUUUGGGGGCCGCAGCAGCAGCACUUGUCGCUGGAGCAGCAGCUGCUGCCGCAGGCAGCAGCAGCACUCAUGGCCCUCAACCUCCUCGCGGCCGUGGUGUUGUGCGUGUGCCAACUGAGUCUGUGGAGGGGCCGAAAUGGUUUUGUUUCUUUUUUAUUUAUUUUUUAUUUCUUUCUUGCUGCUCUCGCGUUUGGACUGGACUGGAAACAAGCGGCCAUUGUCCAAACCACCGGAAAGAGACCCGCGGCCCUUUGGGUGGCGUCUCGUCUGAUGCGGAAGCUGCAGGACGUGCUGCAGCUGCUGGUCUUCAUUUUUGUCUCUUUAGGCUUUCGCAUCGUGCGGCAGCGGCUGUCGCGGCUGGAAAUUCAGUUUGUUGCAGGGCUUGGAGUCAUAUCUCUCUAUUUGGGGGUUUUCGAAGUGCUGCUGGGGGGUUUCCAGGUAAACCCUAAACCCUAA
Molecule: messenger RNA, 840 nt
Organism: Eimeria necatrix
Lineage: Eukaryota; Apicomplexa; Conoidasida; Eucoccidiorida; Eimeriidae
Exons: 7
Coding region: 1-840 (279 amino acids)
Biological process (GO): G protein-coupled receptor signaling pathway; response to pheromone
Source: RefSeq, a predicted model, not a curated record